Thalassophryne amazonica is the source of this 1557-nucleotide messenger RNA. RefSeq names its product cdkn1a interacting zinc finger protein 1b (gene ciz1b). Lineage: Eukaryota; Metazoa; Chordata; Actinopteri; Batrachoidiformes; Batrachoididae. The record is from RefSeq and is a predicted model, not a curated record. Gene Ontology annotation, molecular function: zinc ion binding; nucleic acid binding. Bases 175 to 1266 code for a protein of 363 amino acids. Gene Ontology annotation, cellular component: nucleus. The transcript is spliced from 13 exons.
AGAAGAAACCAACAUGGUGACGGUUCGCGCUUUUGUUUUGUUGAGUUUUGAUGAAAAAAAUCGUUUUUUCUUUUCGGUCUUCUCGUAUUGGAGCAGAGCUGUAACAUCGGAGUGUUUGGAGGCCGAACCUGGUCCCGCUGCUUCACGGUGUUUCCUGCCUCUGCUGGAAUAAAAAUGUCUCUGGUUCAAUGCUCAGUAGGUCUUGGAAAGAGGAAGCAUCCGCUGAAUCAGCAGCUUCCAGCCAGGACAUGUGUAAUUCCUGGCAGCACCACCACUGAAAAAGAAGGAGAUCGAGAUGUGCAUUGGCAGUCUGGAAGUGCCGGAGAGGCGGAGUCGAAGAGGCCGCGCCUGGAGAGAACUGACAAGGCGACAAGACUGACCAAUCGAGAGAAAGCUCCCGAGUCGUGUGAUUCAGCAGGAAGUGCAGCAGACCAGCAGGGGUCAGCAGAGUGCAGCGAGGCCAGCAGAGCCGCUGAGCUCCAGAGUGUGGGGUCACUAAAGGUCACCAUCCAGCAGAGCAGUGAAAGUCGUGAGUUCAGGCAGACAGACAGGUCAGCGGAGAGACAGACGGGUGGAUUCCACUGCCACGUCUGUGACUGCACCUGUCGCACUCUGCAGGGAUUUCAACAGCACAUGUCUGAACCUGGGCACCAGAAGAAAGUGAAGGAGAUUACACACACCAUCUGCCGCAAUGCACACACACUGCAGGACAGGGGGCGACGAUCUGAUGUGCAGCGUUGGUGUGAUACCUGCCAGAUCCACUUCACCGGUGACAUCAUCCUCCACCGUCGGACAAAACAGCAUAAGUUGUGUAAACAGCUGUCUCGUCCUUUCUGUCCCGUGUGCAAACGUCACUUCAGGACACCGCGGAAGUUCGUGGAGCACAUGAAGUCCCUGGAACACAAACAGAAGGUGCAGCUGGAAGAGGCCCAGGAGGAGGAGCUUAUCACGGUGGAUGCCGUUGGCUGCUUUGAAGGUGAAGAGGGGGAGCAAGAGGAGGCAAUCGAAUUAGGAGACAAAGAGGUUGAAGGAAAAGACAAAACAGAGGAAGAGGUUACCGACACAGACGAAACACAAAUGGAUGAAUAUGAUCCCAACAGGAUGUAUGGAAGCAGUUUUGUGGUUCCUGUUUCUGGAUUUCUGUGUCAACUUUGUCACAAGUUUUUCCACAAAGAGACAACAGCUCGACACACACACUGCCGGACACACACACACUUCAUCAAUCUACAGGUCUUUCGAGCGACAGAUGAUGUCACCAGAAGGUAAAACUGAAGAGGAUGGACACACCUGCUCCCACCUGAUCCCAUCAUGUCCACAAUGCAUCUGUGUGUCCAGGUGACACUGUUCUCACUCUGUGCUGCCUUCAGGCCACGUCAGAAACAGGACUGAUUUUAUGUUUUUCACUGUGUGAUGUUGACCGUUGCUUACACCUAGUGGUCAGUUCAUUAGCGGUUCCUCUCUGACUGAGGUCCAGAUCUGACAUCUGUGAGAAAACUCCCAGCAUGCAAAGGUGACGGCGGUGUGUCAGUCUGGAGACACAGAUGUCGUGUUUUCACC